AUGUUAGACCUUACUGCAACUACCUUCUCUUCUCGGUGCUCACAAGCCUUAGGAGCCCGCCAACGGCAACGUGAGCAGCACAACGACACUACUGCGGACGUCGCAACUGCAGAGGCAACUGCGCAGGACGUGGACGUGGCGCCGCCAUUGCAGCCGCCACAACAUCCUGGUUCUGGUUCUGGUUCUGACUCCGUCUGUGUACGGGCCGAAGCGUCGGAAGACCUUGACGUCUGGGCACUAGACGGCCCCCUAGACGACCCUACCGCCCUGCCCUGGCCCUCCUCUCUCGAUGAGGACUGGCCUGGUUUAGUGGUUCACGUGGACACGCUCCAGUCUCAGUUCCGGGGAUAUGCAACCCAGAGCCGCGAGCACCGCCUGCGUCUUCGAGUUCACUCACCUCCAACUCCAACGACUUCAACAGUAAAUCAUUGA
Messenger RNA from Fusarium odoratissimum NRRL 54006, 432 nucleotides. RefSeq lists its product as uncharacterized. Lineage: Eukaryota; Fungi; Ascomycota; Sordariomycetes; Hypocreales; Nectriaceae. Bases 1 to 432 code for a protein of 143 amino acids. The transcript has a single exon. The record is from RefSeq and is a predicted model, not a curated record.